Molecule: messenger RNA, 915 nt
Organism: Arabidopsis lyrata subsp. lyrata
Lineage: Eukaryota; Viridiplantae; Streptophyta; Magnoliopsida; Brassicales; Brassicaceae
Product: CLAVATA3/ESR (CLE)-related protein 6
Exons: 1
Coding region: 391-639 (82 amino acids)
Source: RefSeq, a predicted model, not a curated record
CUGGUCCCUGAAGUAUAGAUUUCCACCUGAGAAUGUCGAUCGUUAAGGGUCAAUUAAAUAACCCAUAUCGUAAACAAUGUUUUUGUGUGUGCAUGCAUGAAUUUUUUUAUUCUUUUUUUUUUCAACUCAUGCAUGAGUUUUAUAAUCCAAAAUAUGAGUCGGAUUUGGCUUUCAUUAGUUUCAGUUGUGGAUCCCAUCAUGUUCUCUCCACUUGCCCAAACUAAUCUAUCCUUAACCUGUUCCCGUUGCAUGUUUGUGUCUUUAAUUACCUAUAAAUAGAAAAUAUCAACACAUACAAGUCAUCAUACUCUCUCAGCUUCAUCUCUUUCUCUCUCUCUCUCAAUCUCUGCAAAUCCCACAAAUCACUUUUCUUCUUCUUAUUCACCUUUUAUGGCGAAUUCGAUCCUUAAGCAAUCUCUAAUCAUACUCCUAAUCAUAUUUUCAUCACCAAUCUUUAGUUCUCAAGCUCGAAUCCUCCGUACAUAUCACCCCACGGCCGUGGGCAAUAUGGAUAGUCAGGUUCUUUUACGUGAACUCGGGAUUGAUCUCUCUAAGUUCAAAGGUAAUAGCGAAAGGCGGUUUUUAGUGGAUUCCGAAAGGGUUUCACCAGGAGGCCCUGACCCACAACACCAUUACUGAUCUUUACAGAUAUAUAUACUUUACCGGAGAUCGAUCCAAGCACAAAUAAUUGUGACUGAUCCAUGCAAGUCGUUUGAAUAUCGCCAUUUAUAUGCUUUUCUUUUCUUUUUCAUAAAUCUUACGUACAAUUUUGUUGUACAAGGUUUUUGGUAUUUUUGUAUACCUCCUUAUCUUUUAUACAUCAAGCUCUUUCUCUCUAUGUCUUCUUGUGUCUCCAAUGAGUUACCUUUUAUGUAACAACGAUUGGCUAUCUAUUUAAUGUUCCUCUGUCUUUUA